This is a messenger RNA of Setaria italica (foxtail millet), 927 nucleotides long. Its product is annotated as paired amphipathic helix protein Sin3-like 3. The coding region runs from base 360 to 686 and encodes 108 amino acids. The record is from RefSeq and is a predicted model, not a curated record. The transcript is spliced from 4 exons. Lineage: Eukaryota; Viridiplantae; Streptophyta; Magnoliopsida; Poales; Poaceae. Gene Ontology annotation, biological process: regulation of DNA-templated transcription.
GUCGCUCACCCCGCCACUCGCUCGUCUUCCCGCAUCCGCUGGGUCUCCGCUAUUUCCGCACCCGCUCGGCCACUCUGCUCGAGUCCACCUCCAAGCCAGCCAGCCAGUACCCCACUCGCACGGCCGCGCACCGCCAGCACGGCCUCCUCCCCUCCCCCGUCUCCAUCCAUCCCCGCUCCAUCCAAUCCUCCCCGUCUCCCCAACAGAUCAUUCAUCGAGGGCUCGCUUGUCGGUGGGGAAGGAAAGCUUCUCGUUCUCGCCGCCCAACCUCUCCUCCGCUGCCUCUCUGCUCCAGGAACUUGGGAAAUUAUGUCUCUUUGAGGGGAAUCGAGGGCCUUUCCUUUACCUUUCUGGGCUCCAUGUCUAAGUGGGAGUCAGUCACAUUUGAGGAAUCUCUUAGCUUUGUCAAGAAAGUAAAGGCACGUGACUAUAUGCUAUACCUAUCACUGCUUGAUGUGCUCAACCGGACCGAUCAAAUCCCUCUCGAAGCUUACAGCGAGCUUUCACUUCUCUUCCGACAUCAUGAAGAUCUGCUAGCGGAGCUGUCAAAGUUCAGGCCCCUCCCAUGCCCGAACAGCAUAUAUACCCACGGUUCGAUCUGGAUGAUCAUAUUCCUCAUGCCCUUUCUGCUCCUGAGCCUUGUCCUAGCCUUUGAGAAGCCAUUGAAGUGCUUCCUGCUCCAGUAGCCUGUUGCAAGCUGAAAACGCUGCAUCAUGGUACUAGCGGCCAAUUGUAUAUAUAUGUGAAUGGAUUGCUGUCCUGCAAUAUCUGUAUGAUCUCCUUGUAUGCUCAUGCAUGGAAAUAAUCUACCGUAUUAUCAAAGUUCAAGAAUAUGUAGAUGAAAUGCGUCAUACUGGCAGCAAAUCCUAAACAGAGAUCAUCUGUCCUUGUUCAAUAUGAACUUUAAUUGUACACGAUUUGGCCUAA